AUGACAUCGAAAAAUAGAAACGAUUCAACGCCAUCAUCGGUAAGGACUUCCUCUUCCAAUGAAAAGAUUACCGAGGCAUUCGAAGCUAAUCAAGAAAAACUUCAAUCUGGAGAGCCUUUCUCUCAAAACAAGACCGCAACCAACAACCCAUUGACGGGAGAAACAAUCAUUGCUCAAGGUUCCGAAGCGGAAGAAUUGGCAAGAAGAUAUGCUGAAACAAUAUCAAGACAUUCAAGAUUGAAUCCUGACAAUAUUCCUUCUUUUCGUGCAAGAUUGAUCUUACUCAUCUUUGUCGCAUUACUGUUUUGGUGGGCAAUCCAAGGCCGAUUACAAGUGAUUGAAUGGAAGAGAACAUUACACAUCGAACCAUAUGAUGAAGACUAUACGGAUAUGGAUCAUCUGAGUCCAAUGGCAGAGAAUUACCAAGUGCCAUUUGCUGUUGAGCAGAGACAGAUAGAGCUAUAA
Molecule: messenger RNA, 465 nt
Organism: Meira miltonrushii
Lineage: Eukaryota; Fungi; Basidiomycota; Exobasidiomycetes; Exobasidiales; Brachybasidiaceae
Exons: 1
Coding region: 1-465 (154 amino acids)
Source: RefSeq, a predicted model, not a curated record